Molecule: messenger RNA, 2301 nt
Organism: Metarhizium robertsii ARSEF 23
Lineage: Eukaryota; Fungi; Ascomycota; Sordariomycetes; Hypocreales; Clavicipitaceae
Product: Heterokaryon incompatibility
Exons: 1
Coding region: 1-2301 (766 amino acids)
Source: RefSeq, a predicted model, not a curated record
AUGGAGCUAUCAACACGGUUCGCCAGCCCACCAGAUUACCAAUACCCAGCCCUCGAUGCUUCGAAAAGAGAAUUCCGUCUUAUCCGGCUUCUGACGCCCAAACCAUCGCUCAUCCCAGGCUACCAGGGCACUCUGCGCGUGGAAAUCAUCGAGACAACAACGAGGGUCGAGUCUGGGGAAACCUGCUCCUACAAUACGCUCUCGUAUGCCUGGGGCAAUGUAAGCAAUAGGCCCCAACGCACAGUGCUGGUUGAGGAUAGAGGCAAAACAUACAAACUUGCGAUUUACCGCCCAUUAGAGGUCGCGCUGCUACACCUAGUCGCGACCAGCGUACUCGACCUCCCGCUGUUUGUGGAUCAGAUAUGCAUCAACCAGGGGGAUACCAUCGAAAAGGCCCAUCAAGUCGCUCUCAUGAAGGACAUAUACAAGAAUUGCGAGCGAGGCAUCAUCUGGCUCGGCGCCGCAUCUCGCAACUCGGACACGUGGUACAAUUACGUUCGAGAAAGAUGCCACGACGGCAACGGGGUUCUAUGCGGCAUCAUCAACCACCGACUCGCAAGCUGCAUGAAUGUAUUCGACGCAGUCAUGGAUCUGUCCAUGGAGGUCAGUGACCAGGAGCGCGAGGAUCGCGACGCAAUACUAGACAUGAUACGUCUUCAUGGCGACGACUUUCCUCUAGCAGGAUACGAGGACAUUCUCGACCGUCGCUGGUUCCAGCGCCUUUGGACCAUACAAGAAGGAUGCUUGCCACGACAGCUCCUCUUGGCUUGCGGCAUGCAAUCGCUCUGCUUUGAUUGCUUCAAAGCCGGCAUGUUCUUCUACAGCCUGUACAACGCUCACUGGAAUAAAAACCAUUCAGGGCUAAAAUCUAGGCAGGAGCUCAAGCGUCGAGUCAUGCUUCUUCGCAAUGCCAACGCGUUUGGUCGUGUGAUGCAGGAACGCAGAGCCAUUCACGGGUCGAAUGACCAAAAGUCGCUCUAUGACAUUGUGCUCAGAUAUAAUGUCAAUGACCUCGAACCCAAGAUUGGCGCCUCCAUGGGCGAGGAUCGAAUCUUUGCACUGCUUGGGCUGGCAGCGGAUGACGACGAGUUCCGCAAAGGGGUGUGCGUGCAGUACGGCGGUACUAUGCGAACAUAUAGGGAUAUCGCACACCUAAUGCUGAAACAAGACGUCGAUACACUUCUCUUUAAUCAGUUUCCAAAGAACCUGGCAGGAUUACCGUCUUGGGUCCCCGACUGGAGCAUGAAUCUAGUUACGCCACUCGGCUAUAGCAAGCUGACUGAGCCCGAGUUUACGGCUGGGGGCGAAAAACAAACAGCCGACUUGUCGCUUGAUGAGCAAAAUGGUCUUGCCAUCAAGGGCACGCUAUUGGACAAGGUUGUUUUCGUGGGCGAGCGCACGUAUUCUGUUUCUCGUGAAUCCUUUACGCAUCCCCAAAUUGAUUAUCUAGAUGCCACUCUGUUUUUUAAUGAGAUAUCCGGCGUUGUACGGGACGCAGCGUCCGUGUAUAACGGUCAUUCGGCCUUGCCACUGGACCAAGAGGCGCGAGCCCUGCAGUUUCUUCGUGUCUGCGACUCUGGUCUUUCGUACUGGAGUUUGGCAAGGGAAUUUGGCCAUUCCGAGGCCAAAGAGCGUUUAGAAACAUGUUUUUACGUUGUCAAUUUCGUAGGAGAGAGCGCGAUCAAGUCUGAAGAAAGCUUGGCCGCGUGGUCCAUCACUCGUAUCUAUCAUACAAUUGGCGUUGUUCCGUGGUAUUUCCAAGCCGGCUCAGAAAUGGAAACACUCAGAUACUGGGCUCGAGGUCCCAUCGCAAUGGGAAAGUUACUAUAUGAAGGCGUUCAAGACUUCUUGUGGGAGAUGUUGAUGCUUUGCGCAUCAUCGGCUAUGCUCCAGGGGAUAUCUUGGUACAUUGACUUCAGGCGCCGGUUCAGAAAGAUUGACUACAAAGCUCACAAGGACCUAACAAAGGGCCCUAAGAUGCCAGAAGAGUGGGCGACGAAACUUGAACAAUAUGCCGCGGAGAGGCAUUUAUUCAGGCGUCAUUUGGUGAGAAACGCCGGCCGAAGAGUGUAUCGCACAGAAAGGGGUUACGUGGGAAUGGGGCCGCCGAAAAUUGAAUGUGGUGAUAUGGUGGCUGUUUUUCAUGGAGGCACGAUGGCGCAUAUUCUGCGUCCAUCCAAGGAUGACAGAGGUCAUGAUGAGGACACAGCUUGGGAGUAUAUUGGAGAAACGUACUGCGAUGGUAUUAUGCAUGGCGAGGCUUUGGAGUCGGGCGUUACUCACCGCGUACUGCUUGUCUGA